Molecule: messenger RNA, 2838 nt
Organism: Linum trigynum
Lineage: Eukaryota; Viridiplantae; Streptophyta; Magnoliopsida; Malpighiales; Linaceae
Source: the annotation of a GenBank genome assembly
CUACAAUUUAUUUCUAAUGAUUAUUUCUUAAUUUAGAAUAUUUAAUAAAUUUUUUUAUUAAUUAAUUGCAUUAAAAUUAUUUAAAUAUCAAACCAACCGAAAAUUGACCAAGGGUUGACCAUGGCUCAACCGAAAGUUGACUUUGGUUUGACCAUGGCAAAACCGAAAACUGACUUCGGUUUGACCGAAGGCCAACCGAACGUUCACCUCGGUUUGACCGAGGGCCAACCGAACGGCGGCUUCGGUCGUCGAAGGUAGGGGAGACUGACCUUCUCCGGCGAGGAUUGACGGUGAUUGCUGGCGCUGUGGGCGAAGACGGCGACUGCUGGCGCUGUUGGCAACGAAGGCGAUUGCUGGCGCGGUUGGCGACGACGCUGCGGGCUGGCGGCGAGUGGGGUGCGGCGCGACGACUGCGGACUGACGGCGCGUGACUCCGACUCCGGCGGCGUGGGUUGCGGCGGUGGACGACGCUGCGGACUGACGCGACUCCGACUCCGGCGGCGUGGGUUGCAGCGGCGGACGACUCCGGCGAGGUGGGUUGCGGCGACUGCUCUGCUUGUUUAGGGUUUGUCGGGGGGAGAGUUGUCUGUCGGGGGAGAGGAAGUGGGGGAAGGGGUUGUUUGUUUAGGGUUUGUUUUUGAAUUUUAGAAAGGGUAAUUCAGUAAUUUACGUAUUAAGUUAGGACGACAGUUAGUAAUUCUUAGGACGACCUUUAACCCUUUAGUUAUUUUUUCCUCAAAUUUCAGAUCACUCUAAUGAAAAAGACAAAGCUUUGCCUCCCUUGACGUUUUGUUUCGUCCAGCGUUAUUUACAAUAUUAUUAUUUGAUGGCAUCGCUUUUAUAAUUCAACUGAAUACUAAAAAGGAAACCAAGUGGCACAACAUGUUAAACCUAAAAGUUAAAACUCAAGAUCUCAGGGGAAGAAAGAAGAUAAUGGUGGACAACCACUCCACUCCAUUUCCACUUUCAGCAAAAAUAUUGAGCAAUAGAAAAUUAUUAAUUUCCUUUUGUAGUUACUGUUUAUUCACCCACGCUUUUCCCGAACAUUUUCCCUUUUUGUUUUAAAUCGCCGACUGGUUUUUCACCAAGAGUGGCUCUGUGGCUGAUGGGGGCCGCUUGCCAAACUGGGGAAGUGUUUCUGUUUUUUUUGGAUUUUUUAAUUUGCAAAUUUUCCAGAAAGAAGAAGUAGAGAGAGACAGCAGAGACGUAUUGAUUCCACUAACCAAAAUCGUGUGGCCGUGGUUAGUCCAGAAAUAAAGAAAUCAAAAUUCGUGUGGCCGUCGUCAAGAGCUCCCCCCACAGCCAUGGCCCGCACUCUCACCUUUCCUUUUCCUUCCUCUUCCCUUCCCUUCCAGAAAAUUUUCUCGCUUCGAAAGUCGAAAGCGGCUUCAGUUUCAUCCAAAAAAUCGUUCCAUCUACCAGCUGCCAAUAAACCCUCCGCCUUCUCCCGCCGCGGCCGCGCAAAUCAAACUUCCCCGCCGAUUUCCUUCUCAUCUUGCAGCGGAGAUCUGAAGCUCAGUUCAACUGUGCUUUUAAUGGCGUUGACGGAGCGGAGAACUGAAGAGGAUUUGUAGAGGAAGAGAUUUUGAAGAUAGAAGGCACUAGCAAAGGGAAGAGGAAGAAGCCGAAAUAGUACACACUCAGCAGAGGGAGAACUAAAAAAAAAAAAUGCGGACGCUCUGUGACGUUUGCGAAAACGCCGCCGCCAUCCUCUUCUGCGCCGCCGACGAGGCUGCUCUCUGCCGCGCCUGCGAUGAUAAGGUUCAUUUGUGUAACAAGCUAGCUAGUCGGCAUGUGCGUGUUGGGCUAGCUGUUCCGAACGCGGUUCCUCGUUGCGACAUUUGUGAGAAUGAACCUGCGUUCUUUUAUUGCGAGGUUGAUGGUACAUCGCUCUGCCUGCAAUGCGACAUGUCUGUGCACGUUGGUGGCAAGAGGACGCACGGGAGAUAUCUCUUACUGAGGCAGAGGGUGGAGUUUCCAGGUGACAAACCUGGCCAUGUGGAGGAUGAUGUUAUGAGGGAUCAAAUGCCGCCACCUAAAUUUAUGAAGCCAGUAACUCAGCAAGAUCGUAGGGUUUCUCCGGCUCCGGUGGCAGAGAACAACAAUUCGGUUGGCAGGAAUGGAACAAUGGAAAAUAAUUUGUUUGACCUUAAUUCCAGCCCUCGAAGAACUAAUGGGAAAGAUCCAACUAACCAGGGAGGUAAUGUAGCGAAUGGUACAAACUGAAGAGUCUGCUAAUGUUGUGGUUCUAGGACCCUUCAAAAGAGAGCAUGCAAAAAGUAAAGCAAGGUAAGGCUACAGCUCUUUGCUUUGGCUUUAAGCUUGUAAUGAGAUAUCUUUCAUGCAAAGUGUUGUGUGGUUCUGAACUAGAGACAUUUUCGCCUAACUACGAACAUUUCAAAUUAGUAGCAGCAGCAGGCGACAUUCUAAGCCACUAUAUUGUUUGGCAUGAGAGGAAGAAGCAGAUAGGGUUGAAUGCAUAUAUGAUCUCUUGCUUUGUUGAGGAUGAACUCUAAAUUCUUGAUUUUUGGAUACAGAUGACUCUCAUGGUGCCCAGUUGUGAAGACUCCAAUAGCUCGAAACUCGGCCUUUCUCACCAUUAUCAUCUAGGAUAGAUGGUUAGUACACUACUACUGCCUACGGUUGGUUAGGAGGGAAUCUGAGAUUUUUUCCUUUAUUUUUUUUUUUUGUCUGUGUAAAGCAAAAUGCAGCUUUUGUUUUGAACCAAGUACAUGGAACUCGUUCAAUAGGGCGGUUCCGAUGCUAGUUAAUGGUUAACAUUAAUACAAAACCACAUGCUGUUUGAUGUAAGGAUCUCAAUAAUCUGUUUAAUUACUU